Molecule: messenger RNA, 2923 nt
Organism: Fragaria vesca subsp. vesca
Lineage: Eukaryota; Viridiplantae; Streptophyta; Magnoliopsida; Rosales; Rosaceae
Product: G-type lectin S-receptor-like serine/threonine-protein kinase RKS1-like
Exons: 7
Coding region: 1-2439 (812 amino acids)
Biological process (GO): protein phosphorylation
Molecular function (GO): protein kinase activity
Source: RefSeq, a predicted model, not a curated record
AUGAAUUCUACAAAAAGGUUGUUCAGAAUGUUCUUUAUCUUCCUUGCCUUGCCCUUGUGCAUUUCUCUUGACACCAUUACUCCAAACCAACCCAUACGAGACGACAAAGUCGUCUUAGUAUCGAGCCGAAACGUAUUUGCACUGGGGUUUUUCAGCCCGGGCAACUCUAGCAAGCGUUACAUUGGAGUUUGGUAUAACAACGUUCCAAACAGAAGAGUUGUGUGGGUUGCAAACAGAGACAAUCCUAUCAAUGACACCAGUAGUGGCCUCCUAGCCAUUCAUGAAGAUGGAGGCCUUAACAUCUAUGGUAAGGACUCAAACAUUCCUAUUUGGUCUGCUAAUAUUACUCUAUGUUGGCCAAACAACACUAUGGCCAAGCUUUUUGAUACAGGAAAUCUUGUUUUGCUUGAUAAUAAUAAUGGUAGCCAAAGGGUUCUGUGGCAAAGUUCUGAUCAUCCCUCAGACACGAUGCUUAGACAUAUGAAACUUGGCUUGGACCGCCGGUCUGGACUAAACCGGUACUUAACAUCUUGGAAGUCCCAAGAUGACCCAGGAACCGGGAACUGUACCUAUGGUGUUAACCCUAAUGGGUUCCCACAGCUCAUUCUGUACAAGGGUACAACUCUCUUGUGGCGAUUUGCUAUCGGAUGUUUGGGUGGCCUGAAUCAUAAAAGUGUACUGAGUUAUGUGAACAAUGAGAAUGAGGUAUCAAUUAUGUAUAAUGAAGCGGAUGAGGUAACUGGGGCGGUGGUGGAAGAGUCCGGAGUCGUUCGGCGGAGCACCUGGACUGAUGAUCAAUGGACCACGCUCCGGUUUACGCCAUGGGAGCGAUGUGAUAACUAUGGUUCAUGUGGUCCGAAUAGCAACUGCAUGUCAUACAACGUUAAUAAUGACCUGGAUUGCAUGUGCCUACCUGGGUUUGAACCAAAAUCGCCAACUGACUGGAACAAGAGAGUUUGGUCCGGUGGGUGUGUGAGGAACAAGAAUGGAACAUCAUUGUGCCGAAACGGAGAAGGGUUCGUCAAGGUGGAGCUGAUCAAAAUACCAGAGUCAUCUACGGCACAAGUAGACAGGAAUGUGAGCUUGAAAGAGUGUGGACGCAAGUGUUUGAGAAAUUGUUCGUGCAUGGCAUACUCCAGUAUUGGAGAUGGGAAGGUGACUACAUGUGUUACAUGGCAUGGGGAUGAGUUGAUGGAUACAAGGACGUUGCCAAAUACUGGUCACGAUUUAUAUGUGCGAGUCGAUGCAAUAGUCUUUGCCCAGUAUGGAAAUAAGUCGAUGAAUUCAAUCAGCAAGAAAAGAAAACUGGCUAUUUUACUAGCAUCUAUUGUCCCGGUAAUUGUACUGCUAGCUUCUCUAGUCUACUGUCAGUUUGUAUGGAAGAAGAAAGAAGGUAAGCAAAGAGAGAAUAGAUGCUCACUAGACCUUGAUGAACUUAACAGAAGAAACUCAGAUUUACCAUUCUUUGAUCUAACCAUCAUAGCAGCAGCCACAAACAAUUUCUCUGGUGAGAACAAGCUAGGGACUGGCGGUUUUGGCUCGGUGUAUAAGUUACUAAUUGCUUUGGGUGUUCUUUGUAAUGGAAAAGAAAUAGCAGUGAAAAGACUAUCAAACAAUUCAGGCCAAGGAACUGAAGAGUUUAAGAGUGAAGUGAUGCUGACUGCAAAACUCCAACAUAGAAACCUCGUCAGGAUUUUAGGUUCUUGUGUUCAAGAAGGAGAGAAGAUGAUAAUUUACGAAUACUUGCCAAACAAGAGUUUGGACCGUUUCAUUUUUAAUGAAUCCAGCCGAGCACAUUUAGAUUGGACAAAACGCUUUGAGAUAAUUUGCGGAGUUGCUAAGGGGAUGUUAUAUCUUCACGAAGAUUCAAGAUUAAGAAUCAUCCAUAGAGACCUAAAAGCCAGUAAUGUGCUACUGGAUGCUUCUAUGAAUCCCAAAAUUGCAGAUUUUGGUUUGGCUAGAAUACUUGGGGGGGAUGAGAAGGAAGCAAAUACAAAGCGAGUGAUUGGAACAUAUGGUUAUAUGUCACCAGAGUAUGCAAUGCGAGGACUGUUUUCAGUAAAGUCAGAUAUAUAUAGCUAUGGAGUUUUAGUACUAGAAAUCAUUACUGGAAUAAAGAAUACCAGUUACUACCCCAGAUCAAGUUUGGUUGAACAGGUGUGGAAUUUGUGGGAAGAAGGAAAUGAACUGGAAGUCGUUGAUUCUUCUCUUGGUGAAUCAUACCAUGUUGACGAAGUUCUGAGAUGCAUCAAGAUUGCUUUCUUGUGCGUGAAAGAGUAUGCCGCUGACCGGCCAAACAUGUCAGCAGUUCUUCUCAUGCUGGGUAGUAAUGCAGAUCUUCCUGAUCCAAUACGACCUGCAUUUUCAUUGGAGAGAAGUAACAACACUGAAGACUCGAGUGCUAAUGUAAACGAAUAUACUACACUAGAAGCUCGCUAAUCAAAGGUGUCUAUAAUCUUAUAUCAUGUAUGUCAAACCAUAGUAAUAUACCAGUAACUCAGUAAGAAUGCCUAGAGCUGCCUUCUGAUUCUGGCUUUGUAGCAACUCUUAAUAUGCUUGAGAGCUCAUAUUCAUUAUCACCCUUCAAUUAACUUCCUUGUUUCCUUUUUCUUUUGUUGGUAUGCUUGAAACAAGACCAUCUGGGAGAGAAGUCGAGGUAAUGGCAGAAGCAAAACGUACUAGCCGUUAGUGAGUUUCUAAACUGGGAGAUCAAUGAAAUUGAGGAAGCACCCAAAAGUUUCACAGCUCGAGUCUUUUAUGCUACCAAGUAAAAGAAUGAUGAGAUUAUAAGAAAUAUACUUUAUUUGUUUUGACAAAUCAAUCAUGAAUCAAUAAGCAACGCUGAGCAACGCUAUGCGGCCUGGUAUUUUCCACAGGCCUGUAUGAGUUUCUUUGACAAUGUAACACUGACCACGACAAAAAA